UGCUUCGGCCGCCAGAUCACCACUUCAGAGAAGACGACUCAUUGGUUUCAGCUGAGCUCAGAAGAAACCUUCUUUAUGCACCAUGAUCUUCAAGCCUUAACAGUCAUAACCGAGACCGAGAGGCCUCUAAAUGAACUGGAGUUAUGGAACCAUAUGAAAGGUAGGAAAACAGCAUUUCCAGAGCUCUACAUGGCAUACACUCAUCUCAGAAGGAAGAAUUGGGUGGUUCGAAGUGGAACUCAAUAUGGUGUGGAUUUUGUGGCUUAUAGGCAUCACCCAGCUCUUGUGCAUUCCGACUAUGCUGUGAUUGUUCUACAGGAAGGUGAUGGCGAUGUCCAGCAGAAUGCAAGGCUGAGGAGUUGGUCGGAUUUGCAGUGUAGUCUUCGAGUGAGUGGAAGUGUGGCGAAGACAUUGCUUGUUCUUUUUGUAGACAGGAAUGGAAGUGAUACAGCCGUCCCUUCUUGUCUGCAACAAUUCAGUGUUGAGGAGAGAACGAUCACUAGAUGGGUUGCAGAGCAAUGCAGGGAGGAGGAUUGCUUGGAGAAGGAUUGUAAGAAUGUGGUGAAUGAGUGAGGCAUGGAAAUCAAUGUUGUUUUGUUGUUUUUUAUUGUUGUAUUGUUUUAUUAAUAGGUUUCAUCUUAUAAUAUUGUUGGAUGUCUAGUAUUGAGCAUUUUGUUGCAAUAUUAACAACAAUGAUGAUUUAUUGUUUCAUCUCUUUGUGAUA
Messenger RNA from Phalaenopsis equestris, 724 nucleotides. RefSeq names its product probable tRNA-splicing endonuclease subunit Sen2. The transcript has a single exon. Gene Ontology annotation, cellular component: tRNA-intron endonuclease complex. The record is from RefSeq and is a predicted model, not a curated record. Gene Ontology annotation, biological process: tRNA-type intron splice site recognition and cleavage; tRNA splicing, via endonucleolytic cleavage and ligation. Gene Ontology annotation, molecular function: tRNA-intron lyase activity; nucleic acid binding. The coding region runs from base 76 to 573 and encodes 165 amino acids. Lineage: Eukaryota; Viridiplantae; Streptophyta; Magnoliopsida; Asparagales; Orchidaceae.